Ilex paraguariensis (yerba mate) is the source of this 1619-nucleotide messenger RNA. The record is from the annotation of a GenBank genome assembly. Lineage: Eukaryota; Viridiplantae; Streptophyta; Magnoliopsida; Aquifoliales; Aquifoliaceae.
GGCAAAUUGGGGUAAAAUCAUAUCGUAAUUGAGAUACGACCCAGUAUCAAUCACCUUAAUUCGGGUAGUUCAGAUUGAAAUGGUGGUCAAUCAACAAUACACUCGAAUUGACACUAUGGAGCUGAAAGCCCUUAUAUAUCGAAAGAUUGGGCAUCGGAGAGCAGAGAAAUACUUUGAUCAACUCAAGAGAUUUUUUAGUUUAAAGCUUAAUAAGAAUGAGUUUGAUAAGUCUUGCAUUAGAACCAUUGGGAGGGAGAAUUUGUCUCUUCACAAUUGCCUUAUUCGGUCCAUUGUUAAAAAUGCAUGUGUUUCUAAAAGUCCCCCCUUAAAAGUUAGGAAAGUAGAAGGGUCCCUCAAUGUUAAAAUUGCAAAUGGUUAUCAGAGAAAUUCUCUUCAAUCAGCCUUUCCUCCAUCCCCCCGUAAGGGGAGAUCUCCCGUUCAUAGGGAUCGCAAGUUUCGGGAGCGUCCUAGUCCUCUUGGGCCGCUGGGGAAGUCCCCCAGUAUUACAGGUGAUGAAGCUGUCACUAGGGUACAAGAGCAGCAGCAGAGUGCCACAGAAUUGCAUUCACUUGGAAGCAGACCCCCUGUUGAAGUUGGAUCCGUGGAGGAUGGGGAAGAAGUUGAACAGUUUGCUGGAAGCCCAAGCAUACAGAGCAGAAGCCCUGUUACAGCGCCUCUUGGUAUAUUUGUGAACAUGGGUGGCACCCGUAAAACUCUUUGUAAUGGAUCUGUCCAAAAUUUUCACCCUGAGACCUCUCAGAACUGUGGCGAGUUGCCUGAUUCUAGAUCUUUAAGGAAUCGUUUGCAGCGGAAGUUGGAGAUGGAGGACCUUAGUAUGUCUAUGGACUGUGCUAACCUAUUAAAUAAUGGUUUGGAUGUGUUUUUGAAGAGGUUGAUUGAACCUUGUAUAGCACUAGCUGGGUCAAGGUGUGGAAAAGAGCAUGUUAGACAAUUUAAUGGUCAGAUUAUGCCUGGUUUGGAUGGGAUAUUACAUGGGAGGCACACACAGAGACCUCUCAAACCCAUAUGUGCAUCUAUGUUGGAUUUUCAUGUCGCAAUGGAGUCAAAUCCUCGUAUAUUGGGAGAAGAUUGGUCGAUACAACUCGAGAAGAUCUGCUCUCGUGCAUGUGAGUAAUGAAAAGAACCUACAGUUGGUGCAUUUACCAAACAACCCGACAUUGGCGGGAGUAAGGGAAAAGAAUUCCAAGUUUCGUCAGUCAGAAGAUUCACUCUUACAUGAAUCUUGACAGCCACCGUCAAAGCAGUAGCCACAAGCAGUACCAAGGAAUAAGUUGUGUGUACUGUAGUAAGUUUUGGAUUAAUUUGUCAGGUUGCAUUUUAAAUGUCAGCAUUGAUUAUUGUUGGGGAUGGGAGCAUGAUUAUACGGUCAAUUUACAGAUUUAGAUACUAUUUAGAACCUCAGUCUUGAGAGGUCAAACAACUUUCAACUCACAAUUGUAGUUUGAGAUGUUUCAAUUUUUGCAUUAGAUAAAGCAUUAUCGAUUUCCAAUUGGGUUACACAUAACCAGGGUCAAAAACUAUAGAAUUUGAUCUGAAAUCAACUGUUUUUUUUAUUGAUGUAUCGGUAAACUGUUUAUUUUUCCUUGAUGCUCAUAUGG